AUGUCGAGCAAGGAAGACACACUGAGAGAGCUAUACCACUACCUCCCCAGCAAGCCGGCCGCUAUCAUAUUUGCAAUUCUAUACAUUGCAUCGUCUUUCCUCCAUGAAUAUCAGUACAAAGCCACCCGACCACAGAAAUUCACCAUGCCGUUUGUCCUCGGCACAACAUUUUCAAGUAUCGGCUUUGUCACUCGAUCGCUAAGCGCUCUCAAGAUAGGAGACCCGCGCACACUAUGGAGAAUAUCCACCAUGUUCACUAUCGGCGCCGGCCCGACCUAUGCAGGUGCAGACUACUUCGUAUGUGGCCGUAUAUUCAGUUACGUUCGAUAUGCAGCACCGAUAUCCCCACUCCGAACGGUCAGGACCUUUAUUUUCUUCGACUUCCUAGCAGAAAUUGGGGUAUGGGUAGGAGCUGGUAUAAAUGACAGCAAAGAUCCCAACAGCGCAAGAGCAAAGCUGGGUGUUAACCUCGUGCGGGCGGCUGUUAUUAUACAACUAGCACUGUUCGCAUGUUUCGUUGCCGUUGUGUUACUGUUCCAGAUACGGGCCACCAGCCGGGGAUUUUGGAGAGCAAGCCACCAGCAGUCCGGGGGUACUCCCGGAUGGGUUAAGGUCAUAUACACUUUAUCUACAGAAGCACCUUUCCUGUGUCUGGAAGCCCUUGUGAUGUUCAUCAAUGCGGCCAUGUUCAAUGUGAUCCACCCAGGAGUUCUUCUGCCGAGUAAUCCUCACGUCUAUUUGCUUGCAGACGGUAUGGAAGCAGAGGAUGAUAGUCCCGAAGGUACUCUUGAGGACACUCGGCCUUUGAAGAUGAAGAUCCUUGAUCCUUUGGAUAUUAAAGGCCUGUUUAGGAAAAAGCAGCAGCUAAAACCUUAUCAGCAGAGACCGUUGGGUGGUGAUGACGAGAAUAUGUCUGAAAGUAUGAUAAUGCUGGAAAAUAGGCAGCGCGAGGAGUUCCGCUAG
Molecule: messenger RNA, 963 nt
Organism: Trichophyton verrucosum HKI 0517
Lineage: Eukaryota; Fungi; Ascomycota; Eurotiomycetes; Onygenales; Arthrodermataceae
Product: RTA1 domain protein, putative
Exons: 3
Coding region: 1-963 (320 amino acids)
Cellular component (GO): membrane
Source: RefSeq, a predicted model, not a curated record